Macrobrachium nipponense is the source of this 793-nucleotide messenger RNA. RefSeq names its product translocon-associated protein subunit gamma-like. Gene Ontology annotation, cellular component: endoplasmic reticulum; membrane. Bases 96 to 641 code for a protein of 181 amino acids. The transcript is spliced from 4 exons. Lineage: Eukaryota; Metazoa; Arthropoda; Malacostraca; Decapoda; Palaemonidae. The record is from RefSeq and is a predicted model, not a curated record. Gene Ontology annotation, biological process: SRP-dependent cotranslational protein targeting to membrane.
GUUUGUUUUCCCUUUCAGCCGGUGUCAGACGCUCAGUGACAGCCGACCAGGUCGUUGUUAAAGACUUUCACACAAAACCUCUCCAUACAACGAAAAUGACUAAUAAGACCAAGCUCACGAAGGAAGAGGAGUUGCUCUUGCAAGAUUUCAGUCGCAAUGUGUCCAAAAAGAGUUUAAUUAUCUUCCACUUCAACGCUUUGAUCGUCUCUGCCAUACCGAUAUGGCUGUAUUGGCGCAUACAUAUGAUGGAACCUCUGUCAUCUGCUGUCCUCUUCGUACUUGUAACUGCAAUUGCUACAUAUUUAGUUGCUAUGGCAUACAUGAACACCAAGUUUGUCUUGAAGCAUAAGGUUGCUCAAAAAGUGGAAGAAGCUGUAUCUCGUGAAGUGAUGAGGAAGCUUCAGAACAACAAGAGCAUGAGCAAGAAGGAAAAGGACGAGAGGAUCUUGUGGAAAAAGAAUGAAGUGGCAGAGUCUGAGGCAACCACAUUCUCCCUCUUCUACAACAACGCUUUGUUCUUAAUGCUGGUUGUGGUCGGAUCCUUCCUGGUCUUCAGAUCUCUGGCACCUGCCUACAAUUAUGUCUUCAGUACCCUUGGGGCUGCAGGAAUCAUUGCCCUCUUCUCCACCAGCAGCCAGUAAUACUUAUAUUUAGUAACUUGGAAGUUACUGUUUCCUUACAGGAAUUAUUUAUGGGGUUAAUUGUGGGAAAAAAAUAGUAGAAUUCGGUACGGAACUUCUCCGUAUUAUCAUUAAGGGAGUACAAAUUUGUAGUACUGUUAUCCAUGCUCUUU